UGACGUAGCUGCUCAUCAUCUCUCCUCCUCCUCCUCCUCCAUAGCUCGGUUACCUUCACGUAUCUGCAGGUACUGGUCCCGGUGAAGAGCGAGUCCAGGUCCGCGGUCUGAAGCAGGAGAAAUGUGGCUGAUCGCGUUGGCCAGUUUACUUCACUGCGCCUCGGCUUAUGAUGUGGAUGUGAAGAAACUGGACGGGCUGGCAAGAGCGAGGGUGGAGACUUGUGGUGGAUGACAGCUGAACCGGCUCAGAGAGGUCAAAGCCUUUGUGGUCCAGGAUAUUCCUCUUUACCAUAACCUGGUGAUGAAGCACAUUCCUGGCGCAGACCCUGAGCUUGUCCUCCUGAACCAUUAUUACGAAGAGCUGGAUCGCGUUGCUCUGUCUGACAUGACCCGCUCUGAGAUUAACGAGCUGCUGGAGAAACUGGGUUUCUACAAGAAGGCUCAGCCAGAGGACGAGGUGCCGGAGGAGUUCCGCUUCUCCCCUGCCAAAGACAGCCCAUUUAAAAAUGAGCCUGCCUACCAGCCUUCUGCUUCAUCUAUAGCCACAGAGAGUGCCUCCUCAGAGCCCAGUGCAGAAGUCAAACACACUGACCUCUAAGAGUGAACGUAAGCAGUAACAGUACUCCUCUAUCCCCACAGCUGCUCCAUGACCAGCCGAUUAUCACAGUCAAUGACAGAAAUACUUGUAAUUUUAGGAGGCCAGCAGAUUAUGGAUGAGCCCAUCAGCAGAAGGCCUUAUAAAAGGUCCAGUGUGAAUUUGCACAUUUUUUUUAUGUCACUGUCCAUUGUGUAUCAUCUGUCAUUAUGGUCCUUGUCUCAUUUGAGCUCUUUUGUGUGUCUGUGAUUGCCUCUGACCUACCGUGAAACUAAAUGAAGCCUCAGGCUGAAAAUCGUCUGGCUGGCCUGAGGUUGAUGCUGCGUGUUCUGGUGGGUUGGGUUGAUGCACGCAAAAAGACUCAAGUGAGUAGAAAGUAAACCACUUUAAAAAUGAA
Messenger RNA from Archocentrus centrarchus (flier cichlid), 992 nucleotides. RefSeq names its product selenoprotein M (gene selenom). Lineage: Eukaryota; Metazoa; Chordata; Actinopteri; Cichliformes; Cichlidae. Gene Ontology annotation, cellular component: endoplasmic reticulum lumen. The record is from RefSeq and is a predicted model, not a curated record. Gene Ontology annotation, molecular function: oxidoreductase activity. The transcript is spliced from 5 exons.